Paecilomyces variotii is the source of this 721-nucleotide messenger RNA. Its product is annotated as LEA domain protein. The transcript has 2 exons. The record is from RefSeq and is a predicted model, not a curated record. The coding region runs from base 246 to 605 and encodes 119 amino acids. NCBI's taxonomy places the organism in Eukaryota, Fungi, Ascomycota, Eurotiomycetes, Eurotiales, Thermoascaceae.
CGUCGAUGAUGAUGAUGAUGGCAUUGAAACAACAAACCCCGAGUGGCUGUGGCGAGGGAUAUAAAGUAGAGUAGGUAGGGCUCCUGGAUGUUAUAUUAUUUUAUUAUUUUUAUCAUCAUAUUCAUCCGAACUUAAAACGAUCGGGGGGUUUUUUUGUGAUCGAUUGAUCUAUCUAUCUAUCUAUCUAUCUUAUCCUGUCUGAUCUACUACCGGACAAAACAAAUCGUCAACAGUGAUAAUCAACCAUGUCGUUCAUCACUCGUGUCACUCCUCUCUCCGCGCGGGUUUCUGCCAACACCACGGCCCCCGUCCUGUCCGUGGCUCGGUCCCGUUUCCUCUCCUCCACGGCUAGCUACCAGAAGGGACCAGUCGAGACCACCAAGGAGACUCUGAAGAAGGUCGACCGAACCAUCUCAGAUGCAGCGGUUAAGGGGAUUGAGAAAGGCGAACAGGUGACCGAAAAGGCCAAGGACACCGUCGGCGUCAAGGGCUCCAAAGCCAAGGGCGAGGCCGCUGAACUCACCGGAGAGGCCAAGGGCAAGGCGGAGGAGCUCGCCGGUGAAGCCAAGGGCAAGGCCAAGGAGGCUUCCAGCAAGCUGUCGUAAAUAUUGUCCGUGACGGAACGGGAACAUAAUCUUGUGCAUGAUUUCUCAUCAUAGCGAACGCGGUGCUGCUUUGCAUGUAUAAAUAAUGAAAUGAUUCGUUUCUAUGUAUUAUUCCA